AUGUCGUACAGCCACAACACCAAAAAUUUCUGGGGUUUCUUGCUCGGAGCAGCCGUCACCGCGGCCUGCAUCCUGCUGCUAGUGCCGCCUGCUCCGUGCCCCUGCGGUGUCCUGCCGGCAGAGCGAGAAUCCGUCGUCUUGGGUAACGGAACUCAAGCUGAUCCCAUUCCCAGCACGAAGAAGCUUCACAUGGCCGGCAUUUCAAAUUCAACCGGCCACGAGUUGCUGGAGCUGCUGAAAAGAGCCGCCAUGGAUGACAAGACCAUCAUCAUGACCUUCACGAACGAGGCGUGGACGGCUCCGGGCUCGCUCCUUGACCUCUUCCUGCAGAGCUUCCGCCUGGGCGUGAGGACGGCGCCGCUGCUCAAGCACCUGAUCGUCGUCGCCGUGGACGCCAAGGCGUACGAGCGGUGCCAGCACGUGCACCAGCUCUGCUAUUACUUCCGCGUCGACGGCGCCGACUUCGCGGCGGAGCAGACGUACAUGCAGAAGGACUACCUGGACAUGAUGUGGCGCAGGAACCGGUUCCAGGCCCGGAUCCUGGAGCUCGGCUACAGCUUCGUCUUCACGGAUGUGGACAUCAUCUGGCUGCGGAACCCACUGCUGCGCAUCCCGAUAGGCGCAGACAUGGCCAUGUCGUGCGACUUCUUCGGCGGCGACAACCCGUACGACCUGAACAAGUUUGCCAACGGCGGGUUCGUGUACGCCAAGGCGAGCGCACGGAUGGAGGCGUUCUACGGGAGCUGGUACGAGGCGCGGAAGGGGUACCCGGGCGCGCACGAGCAGUACGUGUUCGACCAAGUGAAGCACGAGCUGUCGGCGCGGCAUGGCGUGCGGGUGCAGUUCGUGGACACGGCCUACCUCAGCGGCUUCUGCGACCUCCACAAGGACUUCUACAGGGUGUGCACGGUGCACGCCAACUGCCUCCUCGGGCUCAAGUCCAAGCUCCAGAGGCUCACCGAAGUGUUCGACGAGUGGAAGCAGUUCAGGGAGAAGGCCGCGCUGCUGGGCAGCAACACCACCGCGCUGACGGACUGA
Miscanthus lutarioriparius is the source of this 1038-nucleotide messenger RNA. The record is from the annotation of a GenBank genome assembly. Lineage: Eukaryota; Viridiplantae; Streptophyta; Magnoliopsida; Poales; Poaceae.